AUGUGGCACGUAAGGUUGUUAAACACACACUUCAACCCCAAGGUUGUUUAUGAUGGACACCCAACAUUGUUUACCAUUAAGUUGUACCAUGGAGGUGAGUUCAAUAAGUACCCUGAUGUUCGUUACAUUGACGGAACUGUAAACUAUGUGGACAUGGUAGAUAUAGAUGAGUUUUCAGUUCAUGAGCUCGAUGCAAUCACGAAAGGUUUCAGAUAUGGGGUUCUUCCUGUUAUAUACUACCAUUUUCUUGUGCCUAGUGGAGACUUCCACUUUGGUCUUCGCCCUUUAGGAAAUGAUGAAGUUGUUGCAAACUUUUAUCAAUAUGUCAAUGAGCACAAAGUGAUGAUGUUAGAUGAACCACAUGAGGAUGUUCAACACAAUGAUGAAGCUCCUGAUGACCAAUCAAAGGAAUCACCUGUGAUGACUACACCUACUAAUGUGGUGCCCACUCAACCAAACGAAACUAAAAUCCAAGUUAAUGAAGUACUUCAAGUCGUAUCCUUAUCACAUGAAUAUAAUAAGAGAAGGGUUAUGAGCAAGGAUGGAGUGAUGGCAUCUUGUAGUAAGAAAAUAUCCUUUGAUGUUAUUAGUGAGAUUGAGCAGAUAGCCAAAGACUUUGUUGAGGCACCUAUUCCUUUUGAUAUUGGACUCUACCAAGAAAUACUACAAAGCAAUAUUGAUGGAGUCAAUGGUCCUGACAUGCAUGAUGUGAAUGAACCUCAAAUGGAUGAAGAAAACCAACCUCAUAUGGAUGAAGAAAACCACCCUCAGAUGAAUGACUUUUGGGAUUUUUACUAUCAAAAUGAUGCUUGUGUCCAAGAUGGAAGUGAAAACCAAGCUGAGUCUAACGUGGAUAGUAAUGGAAAACAAAAUGUCAGUGAGGUUGAAAGUAAAGAAGGAAGUGAAACAGAGCAGGAAGAUGAUAGGGAUGAUAGUGAUUAUUGGGUGGAUGAAGAUAGUGUAAUUGAAUAUGUUGAAGUUGAUAUGAGGGAUUUUAACAUGAGUAUUGAUACAGAAGUAGAGUUCUUGGAUAAAAGGAUUAGGAAUCCUAGACAACAUCAGAGUGAUUAA
Messenger RNA from Lactuca saligna, 1071 nucleotides. The record is from the annotation of a GenBank genome assembly. NCBI's taxonomy places the organism in Eukaryota, Viridiplantae, Streptophyta, Magnoliopsida, Asterales, Asteraceae.